GUCAUGGGAACCUCAGCAUCACCAGCCGAGCACGCUUUGGAUUAUUCAUCAGGUCGAGCUGAAGCAUCGUGAUGUUGAGCUGAAGUGCAGGAGGUCGAGCUGAAGCAUCGUGAUGUUGAGCUGAAGUGCAGGAGGUCGAGCUGAAGCAUCGUGAUGUUGAGCUGAAGUGCAGGAGGUCGAGCUGAAGCAUUGUGAGGUCGAGCUGAAGCAUCGUGAUUUCGAGCUGAAGCAUUUUGAGGUCGAGCUGAAGCAGUGGGAUUUCGAGCUGAAGCAUUGUGAUUUCGAGCUGAAGCAUUGUGAGGUUGAGCUGAAGCAUUGUGAGGUCGAGCUGAAGCAUCGUGAUUUCGAGCUGAAGCAUUGUGAGGUCGAGCUGAAGCAGUGGGAUUUCGAGCUGAAGCAUCGUGAUUUCGAGCUGAAGCAUUGUGAGGUCGAGCUGAAGCAUCGUGAGGUCGAGCUGAAGCAUCGUGAUUUCGAGCUGAAGCAUUGUGAGGUUGAGCUGAAGCAGUGGGAUUUCGAGCUGAAGCAUCGUGAUUUCGAGCUGAAGCAUUGUGAUUUCGAGCUGAAGCAUUGUGAGGUCGAGCUGAAGCAUCGUGAGGUCGAGCUGAAGCAUCGUGAGGUCGAGCUGAAGCAUUGUGAUUUCGAGCUGAAACAUUGUGAUUUCGAGCUGAAGCAUUGUGAGGUCAGGCUGAAGCAUUGUGAUUUCGAGCUGAAGCGGCGUGAUGUCGAGCCGCGAGGAGCCGGCUCUGCUGCAGCUCAACCUGCGGAGGGAGACGUGGUGUCAGGUGGAGGGGGACAGUGGACAGUCCUGGGAGAGGACGGAGAGGAGGCACCACCGCGGUCACCUGAGGACCAGCCCGGUGCUGCUCGCCGCUCUGAUAGCAGGGCCGCAGCCCGGGGGGGGGAGGUCCGAGCGGCUGCCCCCGGUCAAGCUUCCGGAGAGAAGGCACUUUGAAGAGAGCUAUAAAUCACACCUGGUGUAAAACUGCUUCAGGACCCUGGGACAACAAAUACUGUCCAAACAUGCAGUUGUCUCAAUAUCCAGUGAGCAACUGUUCAAGAAGAAGAAACGAGUCUGAGGAAAACAUUUCACUGGUCAGAUUCCUUUGUGUCUGUGUUUGAAUAUCAUCUCUUCAUGUUCCCUGUGAAACUUCACUGAGUGUCAGUUGAAAUGUCUCCACAGAUUAAACCUUCUUGAUUAUAA
Molecule: messenger RNA, 1201 nt
Organism: Platichthys flesus (European flounder)
Lineage: Eukaryota; Metazoa; Chordata; Actinopteri; Pleuronectiformes; Pleuronectidae
Product: spermatogenesis-associated protein 45-like
Exons: 2
Coding region: 720-980 (86 amino acids)
Source: RefSeq, a predicted model, not a curated record